This is a messenger RNA of Stegostoma tigrinum, 786 nucleotides long. RefSeq names its product guanylate-binding protein 3-like. Lineage: Eukaryota; Metazoa; Chordata; Chondrichthyes; Orectolobiformes; Stegostomatidae. The transcript has 5 exons. Gene Ontology annotation, molecular function: GTP binding; GTPase activity. Bases 16 to 633 code for a protein of 205 amino acids. The record is from RefSeq and is a predicted model, not a curated record.
GAAUCAUACACAGAAAUGGAAUCUCCGAUAGCCCUGGUUGUAAAUUCACCCGAUGGGAGCCUGUCAGUGCAUCAACCUGCUGUGGAUUUGUUAAAGACCAUUGAUCAGGCUUUGGUAGUUGUUGCUAUAAUCGGGAAAUAUCGGACAGGAAAAUCAUAUCUGCUGAACCGCCUUGCUGGAAAACAGAAAGGGUUUGAAAUUGGAGGCAGAGUCCAGUCAGAGACGAAGGGAAUCUGGAUGUGGGCCCUCCCACAUCCACGGAUGGAAGAUUGCUGUCUGCUACUGUUGGACACUGAAGGUCUUGGACAUGUGGAAAAGGGAAAUGAAAGCAAUGAUAACAAGAUUUUCGCACUUGCGUUUCUGCUGAGCAGCAUGUUCGUGUAUAACAGCAAAGGUGCAAUCGACCAACAGGCUCUACAGGACAUCAAUUAUGUGACAGAACUGACCAAAAUCAUCCGAUCUAUAUCUGGAGAGGAAGAUGACCAUGGAGAAGAAUUCAUGCAAUACUUUCCUGGCUUUGUUUGGGUCGUACGGGAUUUUUGUCUGGAGCUGAAAAUUAACAAGAAAGAAGUAACAGCAGAUGAAUAUUUGGAAGAUGCCCUUAAACUGAAAGAAGGAAUUGCUUUGUGUUAGACACACCUGGAAAUAAACGUGUGCUUCGGAAUAUCGAAACAGUCGAUGACAAAGAGCUGGAAGAAGAUUUUGUUCAAACAUGCAAUGAGUUCUGUCACUUUAUUUACACAAGGGCAAUGAAGAAAACUGUUCCUACAAUCAAAAUGUUCACUG